Molecule: messenger RNA, 2015 nt
Organism: Taeniopygia guttata (zebra finch)
Lineage: Eukaryota; Metazoa; Chordata; Aves; Passeriformes; Estrildidae
Gene: GRB14
Product: growth factor receptor bound protein 14
Biological process (GO): negative regulation of insulin receptor signaling pathway; insulin receptor signaling pathway
Cellular component (GO): plasma membrane; cytoplasm
Source: RefSeq, a predicted model, not a curated record
UGUGCUGACUCUCCAAUAUUUAGGUUAUGAGGAAUUAGGUUUCAAGAAAUAUUGCUAACUACUUUGUUCUGCUUUGUGUUAUCACCUGGAUGAAGGUUGGCAAGUUCUGCGAAAAGCAGACAUGAAUUUGUCUUCCAGAAGAGUAACAUUGCCUGCAGUUAUUCCAAUAACUCUGGAGAAAAGGGUAAUCAAAGUGUAUAGUGAAGAUGAUACUAGCAGAGCUUUGGAAGUACCAAGUGAUAUAACAGCCAGGGAUGUGUGUCAGCUCUUAAUAUUGAAGAACCACUAUGUUGAUGACCACAGCUGGACUCUCUUUGAACAACUUACCCACACAGGUUUAGGAAGAGCUAUAGAAGACCAUGAAUUAGUAUUGGAAGUCCAGUCAAAUUGGGUAAUGGAGGAGGAAACCAAACUGUAUUUUAGAAAAAAUUAUGCAAAGUAUGAGUUUUUUAAAAAUCCACUGAGCUUUUUUCCAGAUCACAUGAUAUCUUUUCCAAGUGAGACCAAUGCAGCACUAAGCCACUCUGGGAUAUUACAGAUGUUCCUUAGCUCCAGCACGUAUCCUGAGAUUCAUGGUUAUUUGUAUGCAAAGGAGCAGGGGAAAAAAUCAUGGAAAAAAUUGUACUUUCUUUUGAGAAGAUCUGGCCUUUAUUUUUCUACUAAAGGUACAUCUAAGGAGCCAAGGCAUCUGCAGUUUUUCUGUGAAUUCAGCAAUAGUGAUAUGUACAUGUCUUUAACAGGCAAAAAGAUUUCUGGAGCACCAACAAUCUAUGGAUUCUGCUUUAAGCCUAACAAAUCAGGAGGAACCAGAGACCUGAAACAACUGUGUGCAGAUGAUGAACAAAGUAGGACCUGUUGGAUGACAGCAAUUAGGUUACUCAAGUAUGGGAUGCAGCUGUAUCAGAAUUACAUGCAACCAUAUCAAGGUAGAAGUGGCUGCAGCCCUUUGAAUAUAACACCUAUGAGAAGCAUUUCAGAAAAUUCUUUAGUAGCCAUGGAUUUCUCAGGACACAGAAGCAGAAUUAUAGAAAAUCCAACAGAAGCGCUUUCAGUUGCAGUUGAAGAAGGAUUAGCAUGGCGGAGGAGAGGGUGUCUCCGACUCAACUCACAUGGUAGUCCUAUUGCCAUGUCUAACAUGGCUAUACACAGAUCUCAGUCGUGGUUUCAUCAUAAAAUCUCUAGAGAAGAGGCUCAGAGACUUAUUUUGCAGCAUGGACUUGCAGAUGGGGUAUUCCUGGUACGUGAUAGCCAAAGUAACCCCAAAACCUUUGUAUUGUCACUGAGUCAUGGAUUAAAAAUAAAACAUUUUCAAAUUGUACCAUUGGAAGAUGAUGGGAAGCUGUUCUAUACCCUUGAUGAUGGUCAUACCAGAUUUACUGAUCUCAUCCAGCUAGUGGAAUUCUACCAGCUUAAUAAAGGAGUACUGCCUUGCAAGUUAAAACACUAUUGUGCACGGAUUGCUCUAUAACCAAAGCGUUUGUUGUUUCAUCAGAGGGAAAGGAAGAUACUAGUAUACUUUUUCCCCCAAAGGCAAUUUGUAUAGCAAAAAGGCGGGGGGGACCCAUUACAUUGUAAAGAUUCUAUGUUUAAGCUGAAAAAAAAAAUUAUAUGUAGAUAAGAACUUUGCUUUGUGAUUGUCACAGCAAAAUUAACUUUAUGGUUUUGAAAAACCAUUCUUUCCUAUGUAAUUCUUUAGUGUUGUCUUGGACUUUCUGGGUUUUCUUUUCAACUGAAAACAGUUUUGAAAAAUAUUGUGUAACUCCUGCAAAAAUAUAAAUGAAGGAAGAUCUUUGUUCUAAGGUUUAAAAUUAACUUUUUUCUCUAUAAAUGUUUCUCAUAAUUUCUGUUCAUCACAUAAAAAAAUAACAUUUACUGUGGCAAGGAUCAGAAGCUGAACUGCACACUUUAUUUGUAAAUAAAAUAAAUAAAUAUUUUGCACUAUAUUUUUGAAUGCUGCUUUGAGGAUUAUCAUAUCCAAAAAGUGAAAAAUCAUUAAAACCACUUAUAACUGCUCA